AUGCGACCCGUCCUGAAAUCGAUCCUCUCUUCCUCGGAAUCACGGCCGAUCUUCUAUUUCCUCCUGCUGAACCUUGUCUACCUCUUUGUCCAGCUAAUCUGGGGCGCUUGGACCAACUCGUUGGGAUUGAUCAGCGAUGCCGUGCACAUGGCGUUUGACUGUGCUGCGCUUGGAGUCGGCUUGGCAGCGAGCGUGAUGGCAAGGUGGGAAAAGGGUGGGAGGUGGACGUAUGGAUACGACCGAAUCCAGACCUUGUCAGGCUUCGCCAAUGGGGUGUUUCUCAUCUUGAUUUCGAUCUUUAUCCUCUUCGAAGGUGUUCAGCGAAUUAUGAACCCUCCACAGAUGCAAAACAUGACGCAGUUACUGUUCGUCAGUUCGGGCGGGCUGGCGAUCAAUUUGUGGGGAAUGUAUGCUACCGGACAUCACCACCAUGGGCAUUCGCACGGCGGCGGUGAUUGCGGUCAUAGUCAUGGAAACUCUGCCAAUAUGCGGGGAGUCUUCUUGGUGAGGAUUGACACGCUCGGAAGUGUCGGCGUCAUCGUCUCGACCGUCUUAAUCAACUAUACGGGUUUAACGGUGUUCGAUCCAAUCGCAUCUCUAUUUAUCGCCGGCUUGAUCGUCGCCAGCGUGAUCCCGCUCGUGGUCGAUAGCGGGCGUAUCUUGUGCCUCGAGCUGGGCCCGGAAAAGGCUACCGAGAUCAGACAAGCGCUUGGAGAGGUUUCCAACCUGGAAGGUGUCGCUUCUUACGGCGCAGCUCGAUUCUGGCCGGCAGACGAGGUCUCUCUCAUCGGGUCCAUUCACAUCCAGCUCGACGUCUCACGCAACGCAUACGAUCCUUCUCGACCGGUCGAUGCAUUUUCGACGACAGCAUACUUGGACGGGGCAAGGGAGAACGUCGUCUAUGCCAAUGCCGAGAAGGUCCGGAAACGAGUAGACAAGGCGCUUCGUGGGCGAAUUAGCGGUCUCAAAGAAAUGAGCAUACAAGUGGAAGGCAUGGCACCGAAUUAUUGCUCGUGUACGACCUGA
This is a messenger RNA of Filobasidium floriforme, 1026 nucleotides long. RefSeq names its product CDF-like metal transporter. Lineage: Eukaryota; Fungi; Basidiomycota; Tremellomycetes; Filobasidiales; Filobasidiaceae. Gene Ontology annotation, biological process: zinc ion transport; transmembrane transport; intracellular zinc ion homeostasis. Gene Ontology annotation, cellular component: membrane; Golgi apparatus. Gene Ontology annotation, molecular function: zinc ion transmembrane transporter activity. The record is from RefSeq and is a predicted model, not a curated record. Bases 1 to 1026 code for a protein of 341 amino acids. The transcript is spliced from 5 exons.